CCGAAUGAUUGAAGUUUAGUUCUGACAACAAAAUAGAAAAAAUGUCGUCUCGUUUGGAAAAACAUCGAUUUCUCUAAUUUUGGGACAUUUAUUUAUUUUAUUCAGUUCUCACUUAUUUUUACACUUUUAUUUCGGUUUAUUAAUAUCAAGUGACAUAAAAUUAGUGAUCAGUUGUAAACGGUAUUCGUCCCAAUCGUUUUUAGGGCAGUGAUUUAUAGUCGUUUACUUUCGGAUCCGUUUUUCUUUUACAAACAAAAACAUUUUACCGUAGCCAGCGAUUAAUAUUUGCUUUUGAUCGUAUUGUGUUCUAGUGUGUCGUGCAAGUUUACGUUGUGAAGAAAUCUCCACUAUUCCAAAUAACUUUGGACGCCAUGUUGAUGUUUUGAUUGUAAUCGUGGGGUGUCGUGAUAUGGGUUAUUGUUUCCGUGGCUGAUCUUGCAGUGUGAGCAUGUUGGAGGAUGUCCCUGUGCACGGCUGCAGGGGUGAAGGUGGAGGCAGAAGCGCCAAAGUGGCCACCCACUCGAGAAAUCUCAGCCUUGACUUCAGGCAUGUGAGCGGCGGCAGCGGGACGGGCGCGGCGGCGUGCGGGCACCAGCGGAACCGCUCGCUGGACUCCGUGCUGCAGCGGAUCCCCGAGGACAUGACGCCCACGUCGCCGGAGACGCGGGGGGGCGCGGGGGGGCUGCACGCGCCCGCCGGCUCCGACGACUCCGGCAUCCACACGCCGCCCGACGCGCCGCCGCCCGCGCCCCCCGCCCCCGCGCCCGCGCGCUCCCGCGAGUCCCUCGACUCCGGCAACCCCGAGGACGCCGACAAGCCGCCCGACCCGCCCGACCUCUCCGAGACACACACGCACAUGUACGUCGUCGACACGGCCCGCAACAAGGACUUCCUGCUGCGCCUCUUCGAGAGCAAGCUCUUCGACAUGAGCAUGGCCAUCUCGUACCUGUUCAACUCGAAGGAGCCGGGCGUGCAGACCUACCUCGCCAACAAGCUGUUCUCGUUCCCACACGAAGACGUCGACUUCUAUUUACCGCAGCUCGCUACUAUGUACAUUGAGAUGGGGGAUGUAGCUGACGUGUUAAAACCCUACAUGGUGCACAGAUGUAAACAGAGCGCGGAGUUUUCUCUGCGUCUGGCGUGGCUGUUAGCCGCAUUCGGGGGUGAAACAAAGCGAUCGCGGGCGACUAAACUCCGGGAUUCCAUAAUGGCGGAGGAGAUCCGUCCGGCGGCGCGGCGCACGCACCACCGCGCGCAGUCGGACGCGUCGGCGCUGCGGCUGGCGGCGCCCUCGGCCCGGCACCUGGGAGACUUGGCCUCGGGGCGGGCCUUCGACAACGGCUGUCUGUGCGGCGAGCAGUGUUCCUGCGGAGCGCCGAGGCUCGCGCCGCAAGUGCAAUUCCUAACAUCGCUGACGACAAUAGGGCGUCGCUUAGCCGGCGUGGCCGACAAAGAGCGACGCAACGGCAAGCUGCGCGCGGAACUGGCGACACUGGACCUCAACCUGCCGGCGAGAGUGUGGCUGCCGCUGCACCACAGACAACACCACGUGCUGAGGAUCCCGCCGCACGCCGCCGCCGUGCUCAAUAGCAAAGACAAGGCCCCCUACAUAAUCUACGUGGAAGUCCUCGAGACGGACGGCCACGAACCCCUCCCCCCGCGUCUGUUACCCCCCGCGCCGCCCACGCCUCACUCACCCCCCAUACGACACACCAAGAGCGAAGAGAACUUGGUACCGGAAUGGCCCGUCCUGUCGCUGUAUUCCGCGCUAGAUGAUGUCGAUGCUGGGGACUGCUGGAGUCAUGAUGAUGAGGAUGGCGUGCCGUAUGUUAGUAAAGCGCCGGCGCCGGAUUGCGUUUCGCAGGUGUCAGCCCUAUCAGCCCUAUCCGCCUCAUCGUGCGGCUCGCGCGAGUCGGUGGCGGUGGGCGCGGGCGAGGUGCGGCGGCGGCUGGCGGACGCGACCGCCGCGCCGCCCGCCAACGCCUUCCGACACGACCCCGCCGACCCCUCCGCUAUUGCACUCAAGGAAUCUUGGGAGAGCAAGCUAGCCCGCAUGCGCUCCUCAUCCCCGUACGGCUCGCUAUCCGGCUGGCGCCUCCUCGGCUGCAUAGUGAAAGUCGGCGACGACUUGCGACAGGAGAUGUUAGCGGCGCAACUGCUGAGGCGACUGCAGUUGGUCUGGACGGCGGAGCGAGUGCCGCUGACGUUGCAUCCGUACGAGAUUAUUUGUCUGGAUAGGGAGUCUGGGCUUAUACAGCCGGUCCUAAACUCAGUAUCGCUGCACCAGAUCAAAAAACAAUCCGGGGCUUCACUCCGCCAGUGGCUGGAGCUGGAGCACGGGCCGCCCACCAGCGAGGGCUUCCUGCGCGCGCAGAACAACUUCGUGGAGUCCGCCGCCGCCUAUGCGCUGACGAGCUAUCUGUUGCAGUUGAAGGACAGACAUAAUGGCAACAUUCUUCUGGAUAGUGCGGGGCACAUUAUACAUAUUGACUUUGGAUUCAUUUUCUCGAUCUCUCCCAAGAAUUUGGGAUUCGAGAGUUCGCCAUUUAAGCUAACGCCGGAGUUCGUGGAAGUCAUGGAUGGCGAGAACUCGGACAUGUUCCAGUACUUCAAGAUCCUGAUCCUGCGCGGCCUCAUCGCGGCCAGGAAGCACUGCGACCAGAUCAUACACAUCGUCGAGAUGAUGCGCAUGUGUGGCCAACUAGCCUGUCUCCGCAGCAGCAGCGCAGUCUCUUCAUUCCGAGCUCGCUUCCACCUCGGCCGCACGGAGCCGCAACUCCAAGCCUUAGUGGACCGCCUCGUCCGCGACGCUCUACACUCACUGUCGACACGGCUGUAUGACAACUACCAGUACUAUACGAAUGGGAUAUUGUAGCCGGGAGGUGGGGUAGUGUGACUGAGGGAUGACUGACCCAGCGCGUGGUUGCAGUUUUAGUAGGGAUUUGAGGGUUUUGUGUUGGUCGUGAAGAAGGCAAAUACAGGCAUUCGGUGUCAAGUGACUAUAAUAACGCCAUCUUGUAGCCAGGCGGUGAACGAACCCAAAUUUUUCAUUUGAGUUAGGUACAUUGGGAUUGGCUGAAGUGUCCUUGAGACCAGAAAAUGGGGGGGAUUUGUGACGCGCGUAUAUAAUCACAUUUGAUGGUGGACUGUACUGACUAACAUCUAAAAGACUCAAAGUUAGUCCAAUUGUUGCAUAUUGACUGCCUUUAUUCGUUGGAAUUUCAUAGACGUUAUAGCGAUGCUUUGUUUUAACUGUGCUAGAUGUUGGCAUGCCAGACGAUAAAAGAUGUAAACGAUUUUGUUGCGGCUUGUCUAAAAAUGUUUGGAGCUUCGUUGACCGCAGCGGCAGCGAUGAGUUUACUGACUUUUACAAGCGACGUUACUCGAUACAAGCUUUCGUUAACUCGGUUCAUAAUUUUCGUUUAGAAAACAUGUUUCCAGUUGAGAAAUGGUUGUACUUUAAAAUAUACGGAGUAUUAAAUCGGAUUGGAAGAAAAGAAUUUGAUUCAGACUGAAUGUAGAACGAAUCUAGUGAAGCGCUCACUUUCACCUAGCUAGUAAACUAUCUAUAUUGAAAUAUUCCAUAGCUAUAUUUUUCGUUAGUUUGAUUGGAUGCUGAAGAGUGAGACUGGAUGAUUCUUCCAUUCUUGGACAUUAAUAAGUCGUGUAAUUAAAUAAAAAGUUGCAAUUUGCCUACAAGUAAUUUAUUUAGAUAGGUUCGUUGUUAAAAGGAGUCAGAUAAUAUUUUAUGAGAACAUCAGUUAGUAGUGGUGGUCACUCGGGCUAAAUUGUAAAUAUUUUAGGUGUUAAAGACUAUCAAACCUGGUUAAUUUCGCUUUUUGUAAUAUUUUGUCGAUUAUUUAAUCAAAGUGCGAAUUUCGAAUUAUUUCGCUGAGGGUCAUUGUAAAUUUAAGUAGUGCCAUAAUUCUCUCGAUCAUCCUUUGUCUUGAAUGUUGCUCAAGCAUCUUUAACAUCAAUAAUUUUAAUAUCGUCUGAUCCCGUCCAUCGUAGAUUUUGUGUAUUCCCUUAAAAUUUUACUGAAGACAUCGAUUCGGUAAUAUCAUAACGACAUUAUUUUUCUUAUGUAGAAAUGCACUAUGAUGUAAAUGAGUAAAGCCCGCUCGAAAGACUAAAUUGUAAAUAUUUACAGAUUAACUAUAAUUUUCGAAAGAGAAGACUGAUGUUCAGGCAAAAGUAAGGAUGUAAUAUUUAGAUUUCUCACCGAUUUUAAUUUAGAUUAUUAUCAUUUUCAUAAGGUGCGGUUGGUAUUCUAUCGAAGUUUUAAUAUAAUGGAAGGAUAAUUAUGUUAUUAUAUACCAUAUGUGAGGUAAAUUAAGGCUUUCAUAUAGUCGUGAUUAUGAAUGUGAACGUUGACGAAAUUGUAGCCAAAGUUUUGCGAAAUACGGCAUGUGUUAGAAUUAAAUAGUAUGGCAUUAUAAAUUGUCUGCACUGAAGAAAAUAUUUUUUGGGUAAAUAAAAUACCAUAAUUGUUGUAUUGUUAUGUCGAAUGUGCGUACCCGAUGUAAAAGGGAAGUAUGUAUAAUGCCGCGUUUGGCUUUGUUAUGUGUAUGGUUAUGCAAGAAAAAGUAUGUAGGGAUAAUGUCUCAUUCGUGGUCGUCGCUAGAUAAUUUAGUUGAGCUUCUGACCUACCCAAUCAAAGAAUAAAUGCAAGUAAAUCACCAUGCUUUUAUUUUAUGAUUGGGGGUUCAGUGUAAGCAAAAAAUGCCGAGAGGUGCGUGAAGAGCUAGUUAAUGUAUCAGCUUAUUUGCAGGGUGGAUGACUUGUAGAAACGAUAGGAUAAGCUUAAUAAUUUAAUCCCAUCAAAAAUGCGAAUGGUUCAACAGUUUACUAUGCGUUUCUACAUUCCAACUGCUACAAUAUAUCUAUAUAAAUGUGCCGGUGAAUUUAAAUACAUAUUAUAGUCAAAAUCCAGAUUUGAUUCUCUAGGUAUCCAUUAUAUUUUCAAUAAUAUUAAAACCGUGCUUUACCUAACCAAUAAUUACGGAAUAUUCUAAUGUAUCUGAGUAUGAUAAGGAUGAAACAAAUGUUGCCAAAUUAUUGACAGUGUAAUUAAUUCAAUUGAAUAAUUAGUGAUUGUUCAGACCCCAUGCACUUGCAAAAAUACCUAAAGAGUUUUGCUAAAAUUACUGUUUGUCUUACCACAAACACUAGACACACGGUACACAGAUAUUUGGCGCUAUAUAUUUUCUUGUGGUAAAGCAGAUGUGUUUGUCAACAGCGAUGUGCUGUCUAAAAUAAUUAUAUUGUUAAAUAUAUUUUGAUCUUCGUCAUAUUACAAUACUGUGGAUUCAGACGGCAUGAUAUUUAUCCGUAGAUAUAAUCAAUAUUGAAUUUGUGUAAAAGACGAUACGCAUCAUCACUUAAUAUAGCUAUCUACCUAUAAUUAAAUCUCAUCUAUAGUUUUUAUAACUAUUUUAUUGACACAAUUCUGCUAAUUUUUUGUGCGGAACUUAACUAAUUAAUUAUCCCGGCAAUGCGUUUUUGGCCUCGGAUCGCCCAGAAACUUUAGUAACUUGAUUGGUACCAACUUUACAAAACAAAAUCACUAAGCGACACGCGGUUGAGUGCCAAAUAAUUAGCAGAAGUAAUUCCGUAAUAAGUAUCGCAUUAAUAGUUUACCGAUAUAUUAAUAUUAAAUUGAUAUAAAAUCUGUUCUACCUUUUUAACAUGGAAAGGUAGUAGGUAUUUUGAUUACUUCAAUAAUUAUAAUAUGCAUAUAGAUUUUAAAUUGUUUGUAAAUAUUCAAUAUGUCUGAUUUAUUAAAUACUAUUAAUGUGGUUAUUGUAAGAACGCAUUUCAUCCAAAGUCCAAAAUUUUAAAUUAACUUUCCUCAAAAUUAAUUCAAGUUAUUUAUCAACAUGUACAGGUAAUUGUAAGUACUCUAAUGUUUAUCUUAAUUUUUUAAAAUAUAUAACAUGGAUUUUUA
Messenger RNA from Plutella xylostella (diamondback moth), 5947 nucleotides. RefSeq names its product phosphatidylinositol 4-kinase beta fwd (gene fwd). Gene Ontology annotation, cellular component: cytoplasm; membrane. Lineage: Eukaryota; Metazoa; Arthropoda; Insecta; Lepidoptera; Plutellidae. The record is from RefSeq and is a predicted model, not a curated record. Gene Ontology annotation, biological process: phosphatidylinositol phosphate biosynthetic process; phosphatidylinositol-mediated signaling. Gene Ontology annotation, molecular function: 1-phosphatidylinositol 4-kinase activity.